This is a messenger RNA of Schizosaccharomyces japonicus yFS275, 2241 nucleotides long. RefSeq lists its product as hypothetical. The transcript is spliced from 5 exons. Gene Ontology annotation, molecular function: ATP binding. The record is from RefSeq and is a predicted model, not a curated record. Bases 116 to 2083 code for a protein of 655 amino acids. NCBI's taxonomy places the organism in Eukaryota, Fungi, Ascomycota, Schizosaccharomycetes, Schizosaccharomycetales, Schizosaccharomycetaceae.
UUUUCAGCUGCUCUAAUGCAAAACAACAGAUUAUUUUAGUUAUAGAACGUUGCUUGUACAUAAUUGCGGUCUUUCUGUUAGUCAAACGUGAGGCAAUCUCUAAAUUACAGGAUUUAUGGGACCUCAGACUUUUCAGCAGGGUUUUCCAAAAUCUUCGACACAAAGCAAUGGUCUUGUUCACUUUGAAGAUGUUUCUCAGGAAAAUUCUAUUGCUGGGAAGCCAGGUUAUCAAUUGACGGAUUUCAAAUUCAAGAGACUAGUUAUUCAGAAACAGGGAUAUCAAGUGUAUGAGGGAUCAGUAAGUAUAGAAGUGGGAAAGAAAUCUCAAUCUAUUUAUUUGUGCAAGAUCUCUAAACAAUCAUCCAUAUUCGACUAUGUAUUUAUUUUAAAAAGACUCUCGUUUCUUCGGAGUAUAGCGGAAUAUAGAGAGAUUUCGUGUUACUUUUCACACUUUGAAAAUCAAGAUCACUUCUUCAUUGCUCUUCAAAACUUAUCGGACUCUAGCUUGUACAAUUACGUUUCCAAUAUUUAUCCUAAAGGCGUCCCGUUGGCAAAAAUUAAUGCGUUAGGCAAAUCGCUACUCAGCGUUAUGCUAAAACUUGCCCAGUACGGUAUACAUUGCACCUCUAUCUCCGUAGAGGAUAUUUUUCUUUCACCGGAUUUUAAGGUUCGGAUUGACAUAUUUGGACUCCUACGUUUUCAUUGCGCUCCUAUACUGCCUAUUCCCGAGCUUUCGGCAUAUGAAGGACCGUCACCAAACACCGAUUCCUGGAAUUUCGGCUGUAUAUUACUAUGCUCUUAUCUUGGUGCAAAUAGCCUACUCCUUUCAAACUUGGAAGUAGAAACAAAAAAGUUACGUUCUUUAAGUGAUUCGAAGCUUUCCCCUUUCCAAGUUUUCUUAAAAUGCCUACUACAUCUUAAUCCAAGAAAAAGACUGCCGCUAUCGAGAGCUGCGACUACGUCUUUUUUCUUAGAUCCCACGAUGGGAAAGGCAAAACAAAAUACGAUUAAAGCUUCAACGAAGGAGAUCCCCUCUUUCAAUGUCUACGAUUCAGUGAAAGACAACCAACAACUUUCAUCAUCAGUGAAAGAACACGCAGUUGAAGACUUAGAAAAAAUUAGUUUAAAGGAGGCACUUCAACCUUCCGAAGAUUUCUCUUCCAAAUUUGCAACUGCAAAGCUUCACCGUUUCAAAGCUCGAUCAAGAGUGCCGUUUGCCAAAGUUAGCGCUGAGGCCGAUUUGGAAAAACUAACACAACAUGAUGACCUUAAUGAGUUAAACGAAACGAAGAUCCUUACGAAUACCCCUUCACAAACUGUUGAGAUGCCUACUAUGGUGAAAGACAAACUAAGUGAUUUUGCAAAAAAGUAUCAUUUUGAUUUACACGGUUGCAGGCCCUAUGAAAAGGAGACCAAUACCAUGUCUAUUGAAGUGACAGAGUCUGUCCUUCGUCUCUUCUUAAAAAAAAGCGGAUUGCUGUAUGAAAUCAGUUCUAAUGGCGAAUACAUCAAAGUAAUAUCACCUGAAGACGAGAAGGACUACUUUAUCGAUGACCUUCCUAUUCAGCAUUUGCCCGCAUACAGAUUUUCCAGUAAAAUUGUGGGAAAACUGAAGAAAGAUCGUUGCGUCCUUGCCGUCAAGAGUGAUGCGAUCGAUUGUAACCUUUAUAAUAACGGCAACUUACAGCUGACAAAAGGGCACUAUACCAUAUUAUAUGCGCCGAAACGGAGGAGAAUCUAUGUCAUCGACAAUAAUAACAACAAAGUCUACACGCAUGUUAGUGCAAGAAAUCCGCAAUUCAAACUCGAUGUAGAAACAUGGUAUCUAAAAUGCAAAUCGCUACUUUCAGAGGAUGUCAUUUUCCCUCAGUGCAAGUUUUAUCCCCAAUACGGUUGGUUUGUGAAAACAGGAAAUUCUUAUGACUUUUUGUUUAUUGACGGAACAAGGUUAAACAUGAGCAAAAAUGAAAUUACUUUCAUUGAAGAAGGAAAAACAAGACAGAAGUGGGAAAGAAAAAACGUUCCUCUUUGGCUAGCUUCAAGAGUGAGUGUUUUGGACGAAGCGUUAAUGGAAGACGGAUAGAACGAAGCAUAUAAAUUAAUAAAUACUUCACUCAUUUCCGCAUUUGUUGUGUUUUACAUUAUAUUGCAUGAAGCAGUGUCAAGGGAACCUUCCCCAGUAGCAUUAUCCCAGUUUGAAUGGUGAGCCAAUCUUGACAACAUCCGACUGUAGAGGUUAAU